AUGUCCACCACAGCCCCUCCAAAAGACAUCACCAUCGUCGGCGGCGGCAUCAUCGGGUGCAGCACCGCCUACUACCUGACGCGGCACCCGGUCUACUCGCCAACGACACACCGCAUCACCCUCCUCGAAGCCUCGUCCAACAGUGCCGGCGGCCGCACCGCAGACAGCAUCCAGGACCCCGCCACGCUGGCCGACCCCACCACGGCUUCGAAGAAGAACCUCGCACACGACGGCAUCGCGGGCGGCGCGAGCGGCAAGGCGGGCGGCCUGCUCGCAUUGUGGGCAUUCCCGCAGAACAUCGUGCCGCUGAGCUUCAAGCUGCAUGACGAGCUGGCGAAGGAGCAUGGCGGCGAUAAGAGGUGGGGAUACAGACGGUGCUGGGCGAGCCAGGUCGACUGCAAGGCGCGGCUGCCGCCCGGGUUCGGCGGCAAGAGCGGCGAUGGAGCGGCGGACCCUGUGAGUGCGAUGGGGGAUGGCGCAUCCAAGGGACUGCACAAGGACCACAAGAAAGACUCCAAGGCAUUGAAGCGACUCGGGGCGCCGGACGAUCUGGACUGGUUGGAUACCAAGGAGUCGCUGGGCGGGUACGAGAACAUGGGCACGCCCGACAACACGGCACAGGUACACCCGGAGCUCUUCACGCGGAGCAUGGCGCAGCUUGCCGAGGAGAAGGGAGUCAAGAUCGUGACCGGCGCAAGGGUCACAGCCAUCAACAAGAGCGCAGAUGGGAAGAGCGUCGAAAGCGUGACCUACGAGAAGGACGGCCAGGAAGCGACACACCAACCCACGACAGACUGUAUCGUAGCAGCCGGGCCCUGGACCCGCCGGCUCCUCCCCGAAGUGCCCGUCACGGCGGCGCGCGCACACAGCGUCGUGAUCCAGACCCCCAAACCGGUCUCGGCCUACGCGCUAUUCACGGCCAUCGCGCUGCCGACCGGCUUCCCGACGCCCACACCGCAGAAGGCCCGCGGGACGGCCGCGGCGCAGACGCCGCUCAAGAAGCAGCAGGUCGUCGAGCCCGAGAUCUACGCGCGGCCCGACGGGACGGCGUACGCGUGCGGACCGACCGACAACGUAGUGGAGCUGCCGGCGACGACAGCCGACGUCGAGGUCGACGUCGCGCGCUGCGACGACAUCGUGUAUCAGGUGGGCGGCAUCAGCGACGAGCUCGGCCGCGACGGGAAGGUGCUCGCGCGCCAGGCGUGCUACCUGCCGCAGGGCGGGCCGUUCAUCGGCGAGGUGGGCGGCACGAGGGGUUUGGUUGUCGCGGCGGGGCACACGUGCUGGGGCAUCCAGAACGCGCCGGGCACGGGGAAGCUGGUUAGUGAGAUUGUGCUGGAGGGGAUGGCGAGAAGUGCGAAGUUGGGGGGCUGUGACCCGGCGCGGGUGUUGUGA
Anthostomella pinea is the source of this 1395-nucleotide messenger RNA. The record is from the annotation of a GenBank genome assembly. Lineage: Eukaryota; Fungi; Ascomycota; Sordariomycetes; Xylariales; Xylariaceae.